This is a messenger RNA of Gryllus bimaculatus (two-spotted cricket), 1201 nucleotides long. NCBI's taxonomy places the organism in Eukaryota, Metazoa, Arthropoda, Insecta, Orthoptera, Gryllidae. The record is from the annotation of a GenBank genome assembly.
AUGGUGCACCCGGCCGUAUACGUGCUUAUCCCAGUGCUGCUGGCGUGCUUCCGCAAGUACCGCGAGUACACGUGGGGUCGCUGUCGGGAUGCGUCGUCGCUGGAGGGCAAGGUGUUUCUGGUGACGGGCGCCAGCUCGGGCAUCGGGCUGGAGACUGCCAGGGCGCUGGCGCGGCGCAGGGCGCGCGUCAUUUUGGCGUGCCGCGACAUGGGGCGCGCGCAGGAGGCUGUGCGCGACAUCCGCAGCCGCGACAUCGCGCGGGAAGUAGCCCGCGGCCGCGUAUCCCCCCUCGCCGCUUCCCGCAACCCGCUGCCUCCGUGCCCUUUGCCUCACACAUACCGCAACGCACAGCUCCUGAGUCGACCCCCGCCCCCGCCCAUAUUGUUACCUCCCCCCUCCACCGACAUGGACUCACGCACCACUGCUCCCAUCCCUAUGCAAUUGGACUUGGCUUCACUGAAAUCUAUAAGACAGUUUACAGAUUCAGUUCUCAAAGAUUUCCCCAAGAUACAUGUUUUAAUCAAUAAUGCCGGAGUUUAUUUUCCUCUGAGUGCAGAACAAAAAACAACAGAUGGUUUUGAAAUUCAUUUAGGAGUAAACCAUUUGGGUCACUUUCUUCUCACCAACUUACUCCUGCCCAAACUGAAGGAAUCUGCCCCAAGCAGGGUAGUUAUUGUCACCUCUUCUCUGUAUGAGAACAGUGUGGAUAAGUUCAUCCCCACAGCUAUGCCUCCAGGCUAUUCCAGUUCAAAGUGUGCCAAUGUACUCUUCUGCAAGGAACUUGCAAAGCGAGCUGAUGGUUCUGGUGUUUCUGUGUUUGCUGUUUGCCCUGGUUUCACCUACACUCGCCUUUUUCGAAGUCGAACAUUAAGAUGGUAUCAUUACAUCUUGCUAGCACCUGUGGCAUUCAUCUUCAUGAGAACAGCUUCACAAGGAGCUCAAACAGUAUUGCACUGUGCUACAUCUGAGGAAGUUAAUGGAGAAACAGGUCUUAUCUACAGAGACUGCAGACAAUACAAACCAAAAAAAAUUCUCAAGGCAGAAGUAGCUGAAGAACUCUGGACAGUUAGUGAGAGAAUGGUUAAAUUGCCACCUUCAUAAAACUGACUUUGUGAUAUUUUGAAUGAAAAUAAUAAUUUGCAUUGCUACAGAGUGUUCAAAUUGAUUAAAGUGAUUAACAAGCUGCAUAAAUGUAAUAAGU